Messenger RNA from Paramecium tetraurelia, 4809 nucleotides. RefSeq lists its product as uncharacterized. The record is from RefSeq and is a predicted model, not a curated record. Gene Ontology annotation, molecular function: GTPase activity; GTP binding. NCBI's taxonomy places the organism in Eukaryota, Ciliophora, Oligohymenophorea, Peniculida, Parameciidae. The transcript is spliced from 5 exons.
AUGUAUAAAGAAGAAGCAAUUCCAUUAAUCACAUAUGAUGCUUAAAAUAGAACCUACCAUUUGGCAGAUGAGGCGGCAAAAAUGAUUAGAUCUAUAAAUAAUCCCAUUGCAAUUAUCUCAGUAGCAGGUUUGUACAGAACAGGGAAAUCAUACCUAUUGAACAGAAUAGUGCUCAAUCGCGGCGAUGGUUUCGGAGUUGGACCAACAGUAAAUCCAUGCACAAAAGGAAUGUGGGUUUGGGGGACACCUAUUACAGUGGGAAAGACUUCAAUUUUGAUAGUAGACUCAGAAGGUACAGGAGCCUUGAAUGACUCAGAUGUCAAUCAUGACACAAGGAUAUUUGCUCUUGCUGUUUUAUUGGCUUCCUCAUUUGUUUAUAAUUCAGUUGGAGCUAUAGAUGAAGGAGCAUUGGAAUCAUUGAGUUUUGUGGUCAAUUUAACAAAAUUCAUAUAAUUGAGAUCGAAUGAAGAGCCAGACUCUGAGGAGUAUGGAGAAUUUAUGCCUCAAUUCUUUUGGGUGUUGAGAGAUUUUUCAUUGCAAUUAUUGGAUAACAAUGGAGACACACUGACAAGUCAUCAGUAUUUGGAGAGAUCCUUAAAGGAAUAACCAGGAUUUUGUGAUAGAGUAGAGGAAAAGAACAGAAUAAGAAGAUUAUUGAGAACCUUCUUUCCUGAAAGAGAGUGUUUUACAUUGGUAAGACCAGUGAAUCAUGAGAGUCAAUUACAGUCACUUUAACAUUUGGAUCUCAAAUAAUUGAGACCAGAAUUUUAUGAGUAAGCAAUAUCUUUGAGGAAGAUGUUGUUUUCUAAAGUGAAACCUAAGUAAUUUAAAGGCAAAACUCUGACAGGGGGGAUGUAUGUCAAUUUGAUUGAAUCUUAUUUACAAGCCAUGAAUAGUGGAUGUGUAGCCUCAAUUGAGAGUUCAUGGACAUAUGUAUUUAGAGAAGAAUGUAGAAAAUUAUAAGCAGAGGCAUUCGAUAUAUAUGAAAAGCAAAUUAAAGAAACAUUGCUUUCUAAGCUCCCAACCACUCUUGAGGAUGUUAAGACUUUGAAUAAAUUAUGUAAGACCAAGGCAAUUGCUCAUAUGGGGAAUAAUGCUGAAAUAACUCCAUAUGUUAAUGAGUUGAAACAAAAGAUGAAGGGCAAAUUUGAAAAUCUUUUGGCCUUUAAUGAAACUGAAUCUGUGGCUUUGUGCAAGUAGUAUUUGGUUACACAGUUUGCUCCUAUUGAUUAAAAAUUAAAAAUGUCAGAAUAUAAAACGUAUUCUGAAUUUGAAAAGGAUUUAAAAUUGUUCAAUAUCUUCUUGGAAGAACAUGGUCCUAAGGUUGUUAGAAGAAAGCAAAUGUUUGUGGAAUUCAUACAGAAGAUGACAAAUGAAGGAGCUACAUUCUUUGUUUAAAAUACUUUAUAGGAUUUUGAAGGUUAUAAGAAGUUUUCAGAAGAAUAAAUCAAUAAAUUACAAAACGGGUUUAACACUCUAAAAUAAGAUUCACAAAAAUAAGUAGAGUAACAAAAUUAACAAAUCAAAUAAUUGAAUUAAUAGAAUGCUGACAUUAAUCAAAAAUAUAAAACAUAAUGUGAAGAGUUGGAAAAAUUGAAAUAAAAAAACAGUUAAACUAUUCAAUAGAUGAAAACACAAUUUGAGAAUGAAUACAAUAAAUUGUAGAGUAGUUUUGAUGAAUUAAAAUAGAAAUGUUAGGUAGCUGAAGAAGAAUUAAAAAAUUCAGAGAGAGAAUAAUUUAUUUUGUAAAGUGAAUCUAAGAAGAAGGAAGCCUUGUUGGAAUAGAAAAUAUCACACUUAUAAAAAUUGAAUGAUGAAUUCAACAAAAAGGAGAAACAAUAUGAUUCUUCUUUGAUGACUUCCAAGAGUGAAUUCUCUGUUAAAUUGAGAGAGUUGACCACAUCUUAUGAACAAACUUUGAGUGAAGUAAGAGCUUAGAACUUGUAAUUAAAUGAAAAGUUAUAGGAGACUUCAGAUUAAUUGAUGCAAUUGGAAAUCAAAUAUGAAAAUUAUUACUAAGUUCAAACUCACAAGGAGGAGAGUCAAAGCAAUGCUAUUAAGAAAUUAAUGCAAUCUUAAUAAACCUUACAAGAACAAAUUAAUAUCGAAAUCACAAAGAACAAACAACUGCAGGAUGAAUUGUUAUAAACUCAAAUGCAAGUAGAAUCUAAUGAAGUGGGUGAACAAUACAAAUAGUAAGUUAAGUAAUUGGAAAUCAAAUUAUAAGAACAAAAGUAAAUAUAAUUAAAGAGUGAUGCAGUCUUGAAUCAAUAGAUUUAAUUCUUGUAGAUGGAAUUAGAAGAAAAGAAAAAUACUAUUAAUGAUGUCAAAAAAUCACAUGAGUCAGCAAUGUUAGCAUUGGAGUAAUCACAAAAUACCUAGAAUCAAUAAUAAUUGAAUAAAUCUAUCAUUGAUUUGAAGGAAUAACAUAUGAUUGAAAUUAGACAAGCAGAGUAAAAUUCUUAAUAGUUAAGAAAACAAUUACAACAAUAAUUGGAUCAAUUGUAAGGAGAAUUACAAGAAGCAGAAAUGAGAGGAGAUGUGUUCUUAUAAGAAAAGAAUAAAUUGUAAGAAGAAUUAAGUGAAAGCUAUUAGGUUUAAGAUGAAUUGAAAUAGAAGAUCUAACAAUAAUAGAAGGAGAUGGAAUCAAAUAAGUAUACUCAAUUCAGAGAGAAAGAAUUGAGAAUGAAUUAAAGGAUUAAAUAAUUAGAAGAGGAAUUAAGUUAAUGCAAAUAACAACUCUAAAAUAUGGGUAAUCUAGACAAGAAUAGUAUAGAGUAAUAAGUGAAUGAAUUAAGAAAUUAUUAUGAAAUGGAGAAGGAUGUUUUGGAGAGAAGAAUACAUGAAGAAAGAUAGAAGGCUGAUUAGAAAUAUUAAAUAUUAUUUGAAGAAUAAGAGUAGAAGAUGAGGGAUGAACAAUAAUAAUAUGAAGAAGAGAUAGAGACAUUGAAAGAUGAAUUGAGAGAUUUGGAAAUCAAUUUGACUACUUAAUAAUAAUAAUAUGAUAAUGAAAUAGAAUUAAAGAAUAAACAACUUAAUUCUAUGGAGAAUAUCUUGAAUGAAACAAAAGAAUAAUUAGUCUAAUUACAAAAUACAUUCUAAACUUAAGUUGAAUAAAGAAUUAACAAUCUAAAUGUAACUAUCCAAUCAUUGGAAAGUCAAUUAACUAAUUAAUAAUAGAACAAUCAAUAAUUAGUUAAGGAGAAUCAAUUAAUGACUUAGAAAGUUGAAAACCUGGAUGUCAAACUCUAAUAAAAAUUAAGUGAGUUCAAACAAUUGAAGGAAGACUAAGAAAAGGAGAAGACUUAAUUAUAAGAGACAUUACAAGAUUUGAGAAGAAAAUACACAGCAACUUGUGAUGAAUAUUUAGAGAAGAAGAUUAAUUAUGAGAAGGCUAUAGCAUUGAGUGCCUAACAAAAUGAAUUUUUUGCCAAGAAGGUAGAAGAAUUGGAAAGACAGUUGGAGAGUUGCAAUCUUAAAUAUGAAGAGAGAAUCAAGAUCUAGAAGUAGGAAUGGACUUAAGAAUUAUCAGAUAGAUUAUCAAAAUUAAAUGAAGAAAAGCAAUUGAUUGAAUCUAAAAGUACAUAGCUUAAAAAACAAUUGAGAGAAAAAGAAACUUAGUUUUUGAAGGCACAAUAAGACUUAGAGAAAGAAACUGCUUUGUCAACAGAAAAGAUUGUAUAUUUAGAAUAGAAAUUAAGAGAACAUGAAUAACAAACAUCUUCAGAGAAUAGUAAUGCUGCUAUGUAAUUGAAAUAAUUAAGAGAGUAAUUUAGUUUACUAAAAUAUAAAUCAUCUUCAGAUAUCGAAUAAUUAAAAUCGUAAUUGACUAAUCUCGAAUUUGAGAAGUAAGAAUUAUAGGCCAAUUAUGAGAAAGAUAAGAUUUUAUGGUAAGGUAAAACAUAAUUCUUGGAAUCAUAAAGAGAAUCAUUGAAAUAAGAAUUAGCUGAUGCUAUGAGGAAGUUUGAAACAACAAUUCAAACAUUGUAAAGAUAGAGAAGUCUGGAGAGAAAUGAUCAUAAUCAAGAUAUCACAGAAAUGUUGAAUUAGAUUGAGAGAAAGUAUUAAGAUUAAGUGAAAGAUAUUUAACAAUAACAUUAAAAGAAAUGUGAUGAUUAUUAAGAAAGAAUUGAGAGAUUGGAAAAAGAACUUAAGUAAUCUUAAAGUAAAGAAUUGCUGGAUUAAUAAUCAAAGAUUGGAUAACAAUUUGAGAGAAAGACAGCAGAAUUGUUGGAGAAUGAAAAGAGACUAUUAAGUACAAUUGAAGAAUUGAAAUAGGAAAGAGAUCAACGAAUACUUGAACAUCAUGAAGAAGUGGAAUAAGAGAAGGAGUAUUGGAGAAAUAAAAUCAAUGAAUUAGAAGAAAGAUAGAGAGAAUCAGAUAAAAAAUAAUCAUAACUUAUCUUUUAUCAUGAAAAGGAAAGAGCUAAAUGGAGUUAAGAAAAGGAUUAUAUUAUGUAAUAGAAGAUGGAAUUGUAAGAUUAAUUAUCCAGAUUGGAGAAAAAGAAAGAAUUAUUACUCAAAGAAAAUGAGAAAAUGAAGAAUUCUUCAAAGAGUCUCAGAAAAUAUAAUCCUAAUCAGACUCUUAAUAAUAGUUAUUUAAACAAAUAAGCAAGUGAUAAGAAGAUACCUUCAUAGGAAGUAGUUAAUAUGAGUUAUGAUGUUACUAAAUCAUUGGAGGAUAAGGAUCCAAGUGCAAAGGAGAACCUAUCUACAUCAACCACUUUUGGUAGUUUCAAAAAGUAUUAUUAAAUGAUGAACUCUAAAUAAGUCAGUCCAAGUAAAACUAAAGAAAUUUCAGAUAUUUGA